AUGGCAGCUAGUCGUACCUUACUUCUCUGCGUCAAAGACGCUAAGUCUGGUGUCCUGUCGAACACCAACAAGUUUGUCGCCCUGAGAAAAAGUCCGCUACAGUCGACAUCUAGAAUAACUUCAUCGAGACGACAUGAAGCACGCUGGUUCUCUUGUUCACGAACGAGAUGGACAGAACGUCUUGAGCAAGAAGACAGCAAAAGCCAGCCAGUCAUUGAUCGGCAACGCUCGAAGGUAUUUCAUGAUGCAGAUGAAGCCGUAGCAGAUGUAAAGUCUGGGUCGGUGAUCUUCAGUGCUGGGUUCGGUCUCUGCGGCACGGCGGAGACUAUUAUCACCGCUCUUCACAAACGGGGGGAUUCUCUCACCGAUCUGACAGCUGUGUCUAACAACGCUGGGGCGUCAGGUGCAGGUGGUCUUUCGCCUCUGACACGGUCGGGACAAGUUACCCGUUGCAUUUUGUCCUACCUUGGCAACAACAAGACUUUGGAACAGAAAUAUCUUUCUGGGAAUAUCGCCAUCGAAUUAUGCCCUCAGGGAUCCUUGGCUGAGCGGAUACGCGCUGGCGGCGCAGGAAUUCCUGCCUUCUACACACCAACGGGAGUUUCGACUUUUAUCCAAACAGGUGGAAUUCCCACCCGCCUUGGUCCAAUUGACCCCAAAACGAAAAAAUCGGCCGUUUUAGAGUCCGGAACACCUCGCGAAACCAGAAUAUUCAGUGGCAAGACAUACGUGAUGGAAACAGCUCUCACAGGCGAUGUUGCAAUUUUGAGAGCCUGGAAGGUUGAUGAGGCUGGUAAUUGCCAGUUCAGGUACACGACUAAAGCUUUUGGUACUAUCAUGGCUAAAGCCGCACGCUUGACAAUUGUGGAAGCGGAAAACAUCGUACCUGUAGGUUCCAUUGACGCCAACGACGUUCACCUUCCUGGUAUUUACGUUGAUCGAGUUGUUCCUGCUACGGUCGAAAAGAAACUUGAACUGAAGAAGACUCGUCCCACCAACAGUGGGUUCGAAUCUGAUUCAUCCGCUACGUCCAAUUCGACAACAUCGUCCACGAAGUCUGAGGCUCUCGUUCGAAGGGAUCGUAUUGCUCGCCGUGCCGCUAAGGAGCUGAAACACGGCAUGUAUGUCAACCUUGGUGUUGGAAUGCCUACCCUUGCGCCUUCCUUCCUUCCCACCGAUGUCAAGGUUUGGAUACAGUCUGAGAAUGGUAUUCUCGGAAUGGGCCCGUAUCCAACCGAGGACGAAGUCGACCCUGAUAUUGUCAAUGCCGGUAAAGAGACUGUCACACUGGUGCCUGGCGCAUCUACCUUUGACUCGGCUGAAUCAUUCGGCAUGAUCAGAGGGGGACAUGUUGAUGUUUCAAUCCUGGGUGCCCUACAAGUAUCUGCCGCUGGUGACCUUGCAAACUAUAUGAUACCUGGAAAAGUGUUCAAGGGGAUGGGUGGAGCGAUGGACUUGGUCUCCAAUCCGAACCAGACCAAGAUUGUGGUCACAACAGAUCACGUGGACAAGUACGGCAAGAGCAAGAUUGUGGAAAAGUGCAGUCUACCAUUGACAGGCGCGAAUGUCGUGAGCACCAUUAUUACUGAUCUCUGCGUAUUUGAGGUUGAUCGCGUCAAUGGUGGCUUGACUUUGACCGAGCUGGCUCCCAGUGUUACCGUCGAGGAUAUCCGCGGCAAAACGGAUGCAAACUUUGCAGUUGCGGAGAGCCUUGGCCAGAUGGAUGAAUAG
This is a messenger RNA of Exophiala aquamarina CBS 119918, 1731 nucleotides long. Its product is annotated as succinyl-CoA:3-ketoacid-coenzyme A transferase. Bases 1 to 1731 code for a protein of 576 amino acids. Gene Ontology annotation, molecular function: succinyl-CoA:3-oxo-acid CoA-transferase activity. The record is from RefSeq and is a predicted model, not a curated record. NCBI's taxonomy places the organism in Eukaryota, Fungi, Ascomycota, Eurotiomycetes, Chaetothyriales, Herpotrichiellaceae. The transcript has a single exon. Gene Ontology annotation, biological process: ketone body catabolic process.